Messenger RNA from Neopelma chrysocephalum (saffron-crested tyrant-manakin), 2279 nucleotides. RefSeq names its product golgin subfamily A member 6-like protein 22. The transcript is spliced from 3 exons. Bases 420 to 1640 code for a protein of 406 amino acids. Lineage: Eukaryota; Metazoa; Chordata; Aves; Passeriformes; Pipridae. The record is from RefSeq and is a predicted model, not a curated record.
UCUCCGGGCGGAGGAGGGAGGGGGCGUGGCUUGCGCGGGCCCCGCCCUCCCCCGGCACGCGGCGCGGCCGUUGUCGCCUCAGCGGCGCGAGGCGGCGCCUCGGGGGCAGCGCGCGCCCAACGGCCCCAACGGCCCCGCAGCCCCUCAGCGGCCCCCGCAACACCUCAGGGGCCCCCUCAGCCCCUCACGGCCCCGCAACCCCUCAGGGGUCCCCCUCAGCCCCCCAGCGCGACACUGCGGAGCCGUCGCCGGUGCUGGGGAGGGACGCGAGGAGCCGAGCUCACCCCGGCGGGAAGGCGGCGGGCGGGCCGCGGGCCUCUCCCAGCAGGUGCCCAGUGGCUGUGACCGGAUUUUGCCCGAAAGCUCUCGGUUCCCACUCGCAACUCAUCUGCCCCAGUGAUAGAGAAGUAAUAGAGAUCAUGGGGAAACGGGGCUUUGAGAUCGGUUGGAUUAAAGGGGAACAACAAGAGCAGGAUGAGGAAAAACUACCGAUGAACGAAGAAGAAAUACAGAGGUACGUAGGGAAAUUACAGAGCUACAUAGAAGAAAUGCAGAGGAAUGAAGAAGAAAUGCGAGAGAACAAAGAAAAAAUGAAGAGGAACGAAGAAAAGAUACAGGAGAUCGACGAAAAAAUGCAGGAGAUCAAAGAAAAAAUACAGGAGAACGAAGUGAAAAUACAGGAGGACAAAGAAAAAAUACAGCAGAUCAAAGAAAAGAUACGGAACAAUGAAAUGAAAAUACGGAUGAACAAAGAAAAAAUACAGGAAAAGAAAGAAAGAAUGCUGAAAAAUGUGGAAAAAAUACAGAAAAAUGAAGUAAAAACAGAGAACGAAAUAGAAGCAGAGGAGUGCAUGGAAAAAAUACAGGCAAUCAAAGAAAAAAUGAGGAAGAACAAAUCAAAAGUACUGAAGAACGAAGAAGGAAUGCAACUCAAAGGAGGAAUUAAGAACAAGGGAAAAGUACAGGAGCUGGACAAAAAAAUACAGGAGAUUGACGAAAAAAUACAGGAGCUUGACGAAAAAAUGCAGGAGGGCAAAGAAAAAAUACAGCAGCUCAAAGAAAAGAUACGGAACAAUGAAAUAAAAAUACAGACACACAAAGAAAAAAUACAGGAAAAGAAAGGAAGGCUGAUACAGAAGAAUACAGAGAACGAAGCAAAAAUACAGGAGAUCAGAGAAAAAAUAAAGGCAGCCAAAGGAAAACUAAAGAACAAAGAAAAUACCAAAAUACCAAAGAACGAAACCAAAAUACUGGAGAGUGAAGUAAAAACAGAGAACGAAAUGGAAAUUCGCAAGAACGAAAUAAAAAUACAGGAGAUCAAAGAAAAAAUACGGAAGAACAAAUUAAAAAUACAGGAAAACAAAGAGAAAAUAUCAAAGAUUGAGGACAAAACAGAGAACAAAAUAAAAAUACGUAGGAAAGAAGAAAAAAUACAGGAGAUUGAGGAAAAAAUGUGGAAGAUCAAAGACGAAAUGCGGAAGAUUGAAGAACAAAUACAGAGGAGCAAAAUAAAACUACAGGUAAACGAAAAAAUACCGAAGAAUGAAGAAACAAUAUCAACUAAAAAACUAAAAAAAAACCCCAAAACCUUUAAUAAAAUGCUGACAGUCAACUUUGCCACUGUCAUUUCUCCAUGCUGAGUGCCGGACUAUCAGGUGGAUGGAUGAUCUCCCUGUGUGUGGAUGCACUUGUGGCCCCUCCUGGGGCAGGAUGCUGGGCUGGCAGGAGGGCAUGGGGUAAAUCCCACAGCCUGCAGCAGGCUGGCCCUCCCUGCAAGGAGCAGGGAGCUGAACAAGGGCCGAAAAGUCACGUUCAGGGGGUGCCAUGAGGUGGCUCAUUUCCAGGUUGGGUGGGUUGGCUGCACCUCCUGCCCUGUCAGUGCCGGUCACUGUGUUUUGGGGGUGGGAUUUGCCAGGUCACACUCAUCACGGCCCCUGGGCUUUCUUCAUGGGGAUGGAGAAAUGGGGCUGUAAGAGUGAUCUUGUCCCCAGAGCAGGAUCUCCAAUGGCUGAUCCUGUUGUAAAUGGGAUCCUAGGGCAGUAAGGGGGGGUUGGAUGCUGAAUUUGGUGAUGGAUCAUCUGAAAGUGGUGUCUGCAACCGCACAGCUCCCCUCAGAGCAGCAUUUUGGGGAUGCUGCUGCCCGCUCUGCCCCAGCAGCCAGACCCCAAAUGUCCCAGUAAAAAAGUACCUGUCCAGGUGUUGGGUCAGUGGCAGCAGUGGGACACAGCUCCACCUCCACCUCAGCAACCACAGUUUUUUGGGUGUUCCCUCAGCACCUU